CACACGGACCUAACACAUAACCCACACAGAUAAAGUUCACGGGAUUGUCCCAGGGAAGAGUAUAAAUACGAGGAAUGCCCCAUCCUUGUUACUGUGUUGUGAUUUGUCAACUACUGAAUACAGCCCACAAAAUGCGUUUGUUCCUUGUCCUCCUGCUUGUGGCCACAGUGAUGGUGUCAGAGUCUGAUGCCUGGAGACGUGUUCGAUGGCGAAGAGUUGCCAGAAUAGCUGGCACAGCAGUAAAAGUUGGAUCUGUAUUGUUGGGCAAACGUGAUGUGGAAAGCCUUGAUGCAAACAUGGAUGGAACAAUUGACCAAUCAGAAGCUGAGACGAUAAUGGACAGACGAUCGGCCAUGGAGUUGCUUUCUUUUGCAGAUGAAAAUGGAGACACAAACGUGAGUUUGGAAGAGUUCGCCAGGACCAUCGAGAACAUUGAGGAAUGAAUUGAGAUAACCCCAUUGUAGAGAGAGUGGCACUACACCAUUGAAGUUGAUCUCGUAAAUGAUUCUGAAUGAUUCCGUUGCAAGUGUAUGAUUUCAAUAAAUCAUCAUAACCAUCAA
Messenger RNA from Haliotis rubra (blacklip abalone), 560 nucleotides. RefSeq lists its product as uncharacterized. Lineage: Eukaryota; Metazoa; Mollusca; Gastropoda; Lepetellida; Haliotidae. The transcript has 5 exons. The coding region runs from base 75 to 443 and encodes 122 amino acids. The record is from RefSeq and is a predicted model, not a curated record.